AUGAAAAUCAGUUUGAUAACAGUGCUUUUUGCAGCUGUGUCCGGCUUAUCUCUCACCGAGCGGAAUGAAAUGUCAAGGAGGUUCAAAUACUAUUACAAUUCCGUUCGGCCAACAGCAUUGGAGAAUUUCAUGUCCAGCGUUAAUGGUACCUUUUUCAAAAUAGGUGUUGAGUUUCACCUUGUUGGCACACAAAUUAAAACGGUAAGUCAAGUCCCUCAAUGAU
Messenger RNA from Strongylus vulgaris, 223 nucleotides. The record is from the annotation of a GenBank genome assembly. NCBI's taxonomy places the organism in Eukaryota, Metazoa, Nematoda, Chromadorea, Rhabditida, Strongylidae.